AUGGACGACACGACAGAGAAGCUGAAUCUGAAGCGGGAAUUGGGGCUGGUGGGAGCCGUGUCCCUCAUCGGAGGGACAAUGAUUGGAUCUGGGAUCUUCAUGUCCCCGCAGAUGGUGCUCUACACCAUCGGCAGCCCUGGAGCCAGCUUGGUUGUGUGGGCGUGCUGUGGCGUACUGGUGAUACUGGCGUCUUUCUGCUACGCUGAGCUGGGCACCGUCAUCACAGAAUCCGGCGGGGAGUACAUCUACAUCCUCAGGACUUCGGGGCCGGUCGUCGCCUUCAUGCUGAUCUUCAGCUCCGUGUUAUUUGUGAGACCUGCAGGCGUCGCCGGCAUCUCUCUGAGUUUCGCUCAGUACGCCGUGGCUUUUUUCUACCCAGACUGCCCUCCUCCGGUGCCGCUGGUGAAGUGCGUGGCUGCGGUUGCUAUUGUGGUGCUCGCCACCGUGAACUGCCUUAAUGUUCGCUUUUCAAUGUCAGUCCAAGUGUUUUUUAUGGUGGUCAAGGUUCUGGCACUGGCAGUCAUUAUAAUAGGAGGUUUGGUGAUGCUCGCCAGAGGGCACACGGAACACUUUGAAGACUCCUUUGAGAACACAAAUCUGGCCAUCAAUCCAAUUGGUAUUGCUUUCUACCAGGGAUUGUGGUCCUAUGAUGGCUGGAACAAUCUGAAUUAUGUUACUGAAGAGUUAAAACGUCCAGAGCCAUGCUGGCGGGGCUCUGCUACGCCGAACUGGGCACAGUCAUACCAGACGGCAGGAAAAGUGGUGGCCUUUAUGUUUGUCCUCAGCUUCAUCGCUGUCAUGAGGCCUGCCAGUGCCACAGGAGUUGCACUGAGUUUGGCUGAAUACGUCGUGGCCCCCUUUUACAGUGACUGCACCGCUCCACAAUUGGUGUUGAAGUUGGUUGCUGCAGCAGCUAUCAUGGUGCUGACGGCAGUCAACUGUCUCAGCGUCCGCUUGGCCACCACCAUCCAGGUGGUUUCCAUGGUCGUCAAACUGCUGGCACUGGCUGUGAUCAUAUUGGGAGGGGUUGUGAUGCUUUUCCAGGGACACACUGAGAACUUUGAUAACGAUAACUCCUUUGAGGGAACAUAUGUUGAUGUCAGCUCCAUUGGCAUUGCUUUCUAUCAGGGCUUGUGGUCCUUUGAUGGGUGGAACACUUUGAAUUAUCUAACCGAGGAGCUGAAACACCCAGAAGUAAGAGUUUACUGUUUUCUGUUUGUACAAUGA
Molecule: messenger RNA, 1227 nt
Organism: Cyclopterus lumpus (lumpfish)
Lineage: Eukaryota; Metazoa; Chordata; Actinopteri; Perciformes; Cyclopteridae
Product: b(0,+)-type amino acid transporter 1-like
Exons: 2
Coding region: 1-1227 (408 amino acids)
Biological process (GO): amino acid transmembrane transport
Cellular component (GO): membrane
Molecular function (GO): L-amino acid transmembrane transporter activity
Source: RefSeq, a predicted model, not a curated record